CUGUCUUUUUCCAUGAUCCAAAACCAUGGACACAAAAAAAACCACCGGAUCGAUCGAUCGACCUGGCUUACGAAUUGAACGAACGCUGUGCCAUGUCUGCGUCAACUCGCAAUCUACUAUCUAUAUAUAUGCACACGUCCGUUCAAGCCGAUGAAACACGAACUCAUCACACUACAACACACACUACUAGUAGUGAUUAGCAAAGUAUCAUCAGGAGAUCCUCGUCCAGUCUUAUCUUAUCUAAUCUAUUACCACCGUUGAUCUAGUGGUUGAGCUAGCUAGGGCAGCAAAGAUGAUUACGGGUUCGGAGGUGUACGCGGUGGUGGAGGCGAUGGUGCCGCUGUACACGGCGGCGGCGCUCGGGUACGCGUCGGUGCGGUGGCUCAAGGCCUUCUCCAACGAGCAGUGCGCCGGGAUCAACCACUUCGUGGCGCUCUACGCCGUGCCGGUGCUCAUCUUCGACAUGGUCUCCACCAACGACAUAUACAAGAUGAACGGCCGCCUCGUCGCCGCCGACACGCUGCAGAAGGCCGUGCUGCUGCUCGGCCUCAUGGCGUGGGCGCUCUGGGAGCGCUCGCGCCGCCGCGCCGGGGCCAAGGGGGCGGCGGCGCCGUCCCCGCUGCAGUGGGUGAUCACCUGCUUCUCCGUCGCGUCGCUGCCCAACACCAUCAUCAUGGGGGUGCCGCUCCUCAACGGCAUGUACGGGCCCGUGUCCAAGGAGCUCAUGAAGCAGAUCGUCGUCAUGCAGUUCUGCAUCUGGUACAACGUCGUCAUCUUCCUCUACGAGUACAUGGCCGCGCGCAGAGCCGCGGCGGCGCCGGCGCCGGCGUUGGACGGCUGCGCCAAGAUCAGCCCUUCGUCGCCUGUGAAAGCCGCGGCGGCGGAGAAAGGCGCCGCCCCUGAAGCGAACGGCGCCGGCAAUGUCGCGGCCGACCGGCCGCAAGAAGUGGCGGUGAGCAUCGAAAUCACCGAGAUGACGGCGUCCACGGCACGAGACGGCUUCCCCGGCGAGACGGCGGCGGCCGCCAAGGAGGCCAGCGAUGGCGCGGACGCUACGGUGGAGGAGGCCUCGGCGCCGGCGCCGUCGAUGAAGCACGUUGUCUGGAUGGCAGUGAAGAAGCUCCUGCAGAUUCCGAAUACCUAUGCAAGCUUCCUUGGCCUCAUCUGGUCUCUAAUCGCAUUCAAGUGGGGAUUCACGAUGCCAAAAAUUGUUGAGGACUCCCUGUUCACCAUUCGCACCACAGCUGUUGGCCUAAGCAUGUUUUCUUCAGGGACAUUCAUAGCGCGGCAGUCGCGGUUCGUGCCGUGCGGCUACAAGAUCGCGUCGUUCUCGAUGGUCAUCAAGUUUCUGAUAGGCCCUGUUGUGAUGCUGUUCGCCUCGCUCGUCAUCGGCAUGCACGGCACGCUUCUGCACAUCGCUGUCGUUCAGGCGGCUUUACCCCUGGCCGUGACUUCAUUUGUGUACGCUGAAGAGUAUAAGGUUCAGGCAGACAUCAUGAGCACAGGGGUUAUUCUUGGGAUAUUUAUAUCACUUCCUGUCACAAUUGUCUACUAUAUUUUGUUAGGGCUCUGAUUGUGAUAUGUACAUUAGUCGAAAGCUGAAAUUGCAUGUGCUGCUGUGCAUAUGUAGGAAGACAGAUACAACGAGUAACUGAAGAAUGACAACAGGAUGACAUGAUAUCCCCCUGAAGCCAGAAGAUUGAUAUUCAGGGAGAGAGAGUGAGAUGUGACCAUAAUGUUUGUUAAAAUUGCAUAAUAAGAUUUUGAUCACUAAAACGCGGCACAUACAUACAUUCAUAUAUGUUGAAACUUUUGCAAUGUACAGUAAGUAUACAAAGAAAUGGUUUACAACCCAUCGGUUGAUUCUGCAAAUAUUAAAAGCAGAAAGUGAGUACAAAGCAAAAUGU
This is a messenger RNA of Oryza brachyantha (malo sina), 1907 nucleotides long. RefSeq names its product probable auxin efflux carrier component 9. The coding region runs from base 293 to 1573 and encodes 426 amino acids. Gene Ontology annotation, molecular function: auxin efflux transmembrane transporter activity. Gene Ontology annotation, biological process: auxin export across the plasma membrane; auxin polar transport. The record is from RefSeq and is a predicted model, not a curated record. Gene Ontology annotation, cellular component: plasma membrane; endoplasmic reticulum. The transcript has 5 exons. NCBI's taxonomy places the organism in Eukaryota, Viridiplantae, Streptophyta, Magnoliopsida, Poales, Poaceae.